Pangasianodon hypophthalmus (striped catfish) is the source of this 2905-nucleotide messenger RNA. It is a transcript of the gene trmt1, whose product is annotated as tRNA methyltransferase 1. The transcript is spliced from 16 exons. The record is from RefSeq and is a predicted model, not a curated record. NCBI's taxonomy places the organism in Eukaryota, Metazoa, Chordata, Actinopteri, Siluriformes, Pangasiidae. Gene Ontology annotation, biological process: tRNA N2-guanine methylation. Gene Ontology annotation, cellular component: nucleus. Gene Ontology annotation, molecular function: metal ion binding; RNA binding. The coding region runs from base 324 to 2447 and encodes 707 amino acids.
ACACUAGGCAGUAGGGUGGAGUGCGGAUUGGGACGCGUCCUGUGUGAGUGUAAAGCUGCGCACAGAGCUGAGCAGAGCGUUAAAUUACAUCUCUGCGCUUUAUUAGAGUGUGUGUUCAUCUGUGUGUUUACCUCAGCGGGGGCCAGAAGUGGACACUAUCACUCACCACUGAUUCGAUUCAGUUCAAAUGAAUCGAUUCCCACAGAAGUGUGAUGUAGGCAGCAGCAUUGCGGUUGCUGUACAGUCACAGGCUCUCAGGCUGUUGUGUGAAGUUGUGAUUAUAAGAGCCAGGUGAAAACUACAUUUAGUGCUGAGACAGGUGUAUGCAGGUGAGGUGGGCGUUGUAUACGGCUCUAACAGCACUGCGCUCCUCAGAUUCACUCAGACGACUCGCACUCAGACAGAUUCACUUCACCAGAAGGCUAGAGACGAUGGAGACGGAGGGCGUGUCCCCCGACAGCGCGGCAGGGCGUGGUCCGAGACCCGGAGAGACGAUGGAGACGGAGGGCGUGUCCCCCGACAGCGCGGCAGGGCGUGGUCCGAGACCCAGAGAGACGAUGGAGACGGAGGGCGUGUCCCCCGACAGCGCGGCAGGGCGUGGUCCGAGACCCGGAGAGACGAUGGAGACGGAGGGCGUGUCCCCCGACAGCGCAGCAGGGCGUGGUCCGAGACCCGGAGAGUCGGUGGUGAAGGAGGGGAAAGCGUCGGUCCUGUUUCCCGGCGCUAACGAGGUUUUCUACAACCCAGUCCAGGAGUUUAACAGAGAUCUAACGUGUGCAGUGAUGACGGAGUUUGCGCGAGAGACGCUGGCUCAGAGAGGAGUGCGCAUCAUCGUCCCCGGAGAGAAGGACAGAGUGGUCGUGUCCCUGACGGAGGAGGAGAAGAACGGGAAAGAGACAGAACAGGCGGAGGAGGAGAGAGGAGAGACAGAGGGAGGAACAGUGCAGGAGGAGAGAAAGCAGGCGGAGUUUAAGACCGCAGCGGUUGGGGAGCGCUGUGAGGAGGGGCUGUGUGUGCUGGAGGGAUUGGCUGCUUCAGGCCUGCGCUCAAUCCGAUUCGCUCUCGAGGUGCCGGGACUAAAACGUGUCACAGCCAAUGACUUCUCAGCUAAAGCUGCUGACCUCAUCACACGCAACACACACCAUAACAACGUCACACACCUGCUGGAGACGCAGAACAGAGACGCCAGCAUGCUGAUGUACGAGGCGAGAGGGAAGAAUGCACGCUAUGAUGUCAUCGAUCUGGAUCCAUACGGAAGCCCCGCCCCUUUCCUGGAUGCAGCAGUUCAGGCUGUUAGUGAAGGAGGCCUCCUGUGUAUCACCUGUACAGACAUGGCGGUGAUGGCGGGAAACAGCGGCGAGACGUGCUACAGCAAAUACGGCUCCAUCUCCAUCAAAUCCAGAUACUGCCACGAGAUGGCUCUGAGGAUUAUCUUGCACAGUCUGGAUCAGCGUGCGAACGUAUAUCAGCGCUACAUCCAGCCCUUACUGAGCGUCAGUGUCGACUUCUACAUCCGAGUGUUCGUCCGGGUCAGAACGGGUCAGGCUACCGUCAAGAACUCAGCCAGUAAGCAGGCACUGGUGUAUAACUGUGUUGGCUGUGGAGCGUUUCACCUGCAGAGAAUGGGCAAGAAAACAAGUCAGGGGAAAAAUAUGAAGUACUCGGCUGCUACCGGACCUCCCGUUGGAGAAUCGUGUUCACACUGCGGUCAGAGACAUCAGCUCGGAGGUCCGAUCUGGGCAGAGCCGAUCCACGAUGUCGAGUUUGUUCAGAAAGUUCUGACUGCGGUUUCGGGAAACCCGUCUCGCUUCGGCACGUCCAAACGCAUCGAGGGAGUUCUCAGCAUGGUCACUGAGGAGCUACAGGAUGUUCCUCUGUACUACGUUCUGGAUCAGCUGAGCAGCACCAUCCACUGUAACACACCCUCCAUGCUGCAGUUCAGGUCAGCGGUGUUGAAUGCAGGUUACAGAGUGUCUCUGUCUCACGCCUGUAAGAAUGCGGUGAAGACCGACGCUCCUGCUGCAGUCCUGUGGGACAUCAUGCGCUGCUGGGAGAAGAAGAACCCAGUGAGGAGGGAGAGGUUAUCAGAGACGAGUCCAGCAUUCCGUAUUCUCUCCACUGAACCCACUGUUCAGGCGUGUUUUGACGUGAGAGACGAUGCGAAUCCUCAGUCACGUAAACGUCACCUCACACGCUUCCAGGAGAAUCCACAGGCUAACUGGGGUCCUAAAGCUCGCGCCAAGUCCGGAGGUGGUAUAUCCUCUGAGCUGGAGGAUAAGAGGAAGAAGUUUCAGGGCAAAAGGAAGAGCCAGAUCACAGAUUCCUCACAGCUCAAAAACUUCCCCUGCAAGAAAUUCCGCAAGGGAACCUGUACACACGGAGAUAAGUGCUGUUACUCCCAUGAUGCCGAGCAGCUGGAGCCUGGAGCGGGAGCGCAGACGCCGUGAUGAAGAUGAUGAAGAUGAUGAUGAUCCUCUGAGCUUUACUUAAUGUUUACAGUGACGCACGUCAGAGCACCAGGUUUAUCAUGCACGUGUUCCUCUCGUCCUGAGGUGGUCACAUGGUGAUGUAGUGGAAAGCUGAUUGGUUAGUGACAGCGCGAGGAGAGAGGACAGAGUAAAUGUCCAUUGGUCGCGUUCCGCUCCUUCACUCCGUCAUUACGUUUCAGCUUGAGUUGUGAGAAUUUAUUUUACUGUAUUGUUUUAUUUUUCCUGGCGAAUAAACUCUCCGUGAACGAUAACGAACUUUCAUUUAUUUUAAUCUAAACACAGAGCUGCUGCAACGAGAAUAAAAAUAAGAAUAAACAGAGAGAUGAGUUAAUGUGAUAUUUGAACCCAACUAAAGAUGGGUAGAUAAAUGUUAUGAACGUGUUUCAUUUUCUUGGAAUAAAGUUUUCUUUUAUACA